This is a messenger RNA of Pantherophis guttatus, 5600 nucleotides long. It is a transcript of the gene SLC41A1, whose product is annotated as solute carrier family 41 member 1. Gene Ontology annotation, cellular component: plasma membrane. The record is from RefSeq and is a predicted model, not a curated record. Gene Ontology annotation, molecular function: monoatomic cation transmembrane transporter activity. NCBI's taxonomy places the organism in Eukaryota, Metazoa, Chordata, Lepidosauria, Squamata, Colubridae. Gene Ontology annotation, biological process: monoatomic cation transport.
CUCUUGCUCAGCUCGCAGCAGCGGCUUCUCGGUCCCAGCUUUAAUUGUAAGCCAGCGGUUGUAGGGGAGAGGUGAGCGAGAGGGAAGCUUGGAUAGCGGAACCCAGAAGUGGAAUCGGGAAGCCGAAUUGGGAUGCAGGUGAGACCAGUAUGAUCCUUGAAGAGUCUAUGAAAUACUUUAUCACUGCUAACAUUGGACAAGCUUGCAGUGUAAGCCUAUCCAGGGACUUCAUGCUGCUUUAAAUAAAAAUCUUAAUUGCUGUGGGUUGUAAAGUGCAAGAUAUCCUUUCAGAGAAAAGGGCGGCUCUUCUUACAGGCAACCAAUAACCUAGUUGUCCUACAAGAACAUGAACUUGGAGUUGGGAGUUGGCAAGAUGUUAACCAAGCCUUUCAUAAUCACCUAGAUGCAGCAUGUCAGCUCUGACAGAACUAGCAUUCUCCAUUCUAGAAAAGAGGUAAUAUAAGAGUUUGAUUUUUUUCCCUUCAAACGUCUCAUUUGUAGAAACCGACUACAAAGCUGAAUUCAGAUUUUAUUCUAUUAAUCUUGUUGUUUUUUUAAAAGCUUGGAUCCAAAUUCAUUUCAUGCUAUUUUUAAAGACUAUUAUACAAAGUGCCUUACUGAAGGAUCUCUUUUCUCCACUCUGAAGAGCAGCUGAACUGUUCCUAGCAGUCACGGUGAAACAGAACCAGAAAUCAGCACACCACUUUGGAUUAUGUUCUGGAAAAUUGCAGACCAAAGAAAUCAAUAAUCUGGGUGUUUUAUAUUGUGUUUUAAGUGUGCUGGAUAUUCCUUGCUGGUGGUUAAAUUACAAGAAAGGUGAACCGGAGUGGAUUGGAUUUGAUUUGAAACUAUUAUAGUUUUUCUACUGGCUCUGUGUCUGGCAACUCCAGUUCUGAAUUGUGCUUGAUGGGGGUUUUUCUUAGGGGUGCCAAUCUUUCAAUUAAGGACAGAAUACUAGAGUUGGGGGACUUGGCUUCUAUGUGCCAAAAGCCAUAUCAGCUUAACCCCCAAACAGAAGUCUGUUGUCCUAACAGUUGCCUUCAGUGCUACAUAAAGAAGAACUACAUAAUUGUGCAACAUAACAUCUAAGAUGGAACUAAAAGAGGCUCAUCAUGCCAAUGGAGUGGUGCUACCCAUUGUGGCUGGACCUAUAGACUGUCUAUCCAGUCCUGACCGAGAACAUCUCGUUGAGUCUUCUGAUUUUUUAGAACCAGAAGGAGGAGGAGGCAUGGAAGUGGUGGUGAUAGAAUCCCGAGCCAAUGCAAAAGGGGUGCGUGAAGAGGAUGCCCUGUUGGAAAAUGGAAGUCAAGCUACUGAAAGUGAUGAUACUAGUACAGAUCGGGGUCCAGAACCAACCUCUCCUCUCAAAGAGACUUCUUUUUCUAUUGGUCUACAAGUCCUUUUUCCAUUCCUGCUGGCAGGGUUUGGAACAGUAGCUGCUGGGAUGGUGCUGGAUAUUGUACAGCACUGGGACGUCUUCAAGUACGUGACUGAAGUAUUUAUCCUGGUUCCAGCUCUCUUGGGGCUGAAAGGGAAUUUGGAGAUGACAUUAGCUUCUCGCCUUUCUACUGCUGCUAACAUAGGACAAAUGGACACACCAAAAGAGCUCUGGAAGAUGAUAAUAGGGAACAUGGCUCUGAUACAGGUUCAAGCAACAGUUGUUGGUUUUCUGGCUUCAAUUGCUGCAGUGAUAUUUGGCUGGAUCCCAGAUGGACACUUCAGUGUUGGCCAUGCCAUUCUCCUUUGUGCCAGUAGUGUGGCCACUGCCUUCAUUGCCUCCCUUGUUCUGGGCAUGAUCAUGAUUGGCGUAAUCAUUGGUUCCAGAAAGAUGGGUAUCAAUCCUGACAAUGUGGCUACACCUAUUGCUGCCAGUCUUGGUGACCUCAUUACUCUGGCUCUGCUUUCUGGGAUUAGCUGGGGCCUCUAUAUAGAACUGGAAGACAAGCCUUAUGUGAAUCCCUUGGUGUGUGCUUUUUUUGUUGCACUGCUACCCCUCUGGAUCAUCAUUGCUAAGCGGAAUCCAGCAACCCAGGAGGUACUAUAUUCUGGCUGGGAACCAGUCAUCAUUGCCAUGGCAAUUAGCAGCGUUGGAGGAUUGAUAUUGGAUAAAACUGUGUCAGAUCCAAAUUUUGCAGGAAUGGCAGUCUUUACUCCUGUUAUAAAUGGGGUUGGUGGCAAUCUGGUGGCUGUCCAGGCUAGCCGCAUCUCCACUUAUCUCCAUAUGAGUGGGUUGCCUGGAGAGAAUUCAGGGAUAGCCCCCCGCAAGUGUCCAAGUCCCUGUAGCACUUUCUUCAGUUCAGCAGAUGUGAAUUCCCGGUCUGCUCGGGUGCUUUUCCUUCUGGUUGUGCCAGGCCAUUUGGUUUUCCUUUACACCAUCAGCUCCAUGCAGGGAGGCCACACUACCCUCACUUUGAUAUUUAUAGUUUUCUACAUGACCGCAGCACUUCUCCAGGUUCUCAUUCUUCUUUACAUUGCUGACUGGAUGGUUCAUUGGAUGUGGGGUCGAGGCCUGGACCCGGACAAUUUUUCUAUACCUUAUUUGACAGCAUUGGGUGACUUGCUUGGAACAGGUCUCCUGGCACUCAGCUUCCACAUCCUCUGGCUAAUUGGUGAUCGGGAUACUGAUGUUGGAGACUAACAGCAUCCUUCCUCAGCUUCUUCAGUCCUCAGUUCAUCUCCUUCAGUCACAUUCCCCUGCCCCCAUGAAGCUUUGUUGCCACCCUUUGUCGUUCUUUGGGACUUUAACUUUGAUACUAGAUUCUCAUUAUUUUCAAUGGGAAAUUUUAUGUGGUUUAUAUUUCAAGCCAAGUGUGUACAGGAGAAUUAGUUUUUAAGAAGGACAAAAGAAGAAGAAAAUGUAUAAAGACAAUCACCAAGUGCAAUUUCAAAUGGUUAACUAUUUAUAUAUAAUAGACAUAAUAGAGAAAAAUUGAACAACAAAUUUUAAAGCAAUCCACCUUCCUCCAUCUGUACCCACUUAAGGCAUAGAUGGGUGUUUUUCCAGCUUGGCAUCUUCAAGAUGUGUGGACUUCAACUCCCAGAAUUCUCCAGCCAACACAUCUUAAAAUUAUCAAGCUUGAAAAACGCUACACUAGGUAUACAAGGCUAUCACUUGUGUAACAUAUGUAUGUGAAUAGUUAAGAUGCAGCUGGUAAUUGGUUUGUUUUUAAACUAGGCUGAUAUUUUUCAUCAGUUACCAUAAUUGGUAUCAGGUAGUAGCAAAUAGAUGAAGUGUUUUGGACACACACAUACCCCUCCUUGCUUAUCCUUGAUAGUAUAAUAAAUCUAAUUGACCAAAAGACAGGUCUUUAUGGAUCUGAAAACUUUCAAUAUAUGUGAUUGAGACGCUUGUUAAUGUUUUGAUGCCAAAUCAUGAUACUACAAUUGAAGGCAACUCUUAAGUGUUUAGCACUUCCUCAAAUCUACAGAAUUCAAAUAAAAUUAUUAAAGUAAUUUGUGGGAUGUUUCCCAGAGUUGACCUGAUGCAUUGUAAUGUCAAGAUGGAGUUGGUUCUUUUGAAAAGCCUUCACAUGAAAUACAAUUAGAAAUUAAAGCUCCUCACACAUACAUUUCAUAGUCUUAUCUUGAAGUUUAGAUAAGUAUACAAACAUUGUCUUGUCUGUAUAGUGUAGUUAUAAAAACUGGCAGGUAGCUCCUGCAUGGUAGCGAAAUCCAAUAUUUUCAACAUAAGUUCUGUUUUCUAGGUCAAACAUCAGAACAUCUGUAAUAUUGCAUUAAAUAUAUAAAUGCUAUUAUUAUGAAUCUGAAGAAAUGACAUUUAUUUUAUAUAUUUUUUCAUGAAAAAUGAGACAUUAAGAAGACAUUAAGUCUUAGAAUUGUAAAAACCACACUGCAAUCACAUAAUUUGGAUAUUUUGGAUAGCAAUUGAAUCUGGAAGCAACAUACCAGGUUCUGUAAGUAGGGAGUUUUGAUAUGAAAUACACUCUUCUUACUAUAGAGUUAUUUAGAAUUUAUUUUAUCACACUAUUUUGCUUGUAUAAAUGGAGCUUGAGCAUAGGUAGCUCAAAAUAUUUAAAUAGGGAAUGCCAAAUUAGUUGCAUAAAAUGAUGUGAAAGGGGGAUCUUUUUCAUUUUAUUCAAGAAUGCAAAUUAAGAUUCUGUGCUGUCCCAGAGAGAGUGGAGGCCUAUUGUGCUGUAUGUUAUUUGAUAUUGAACUCAACAAUAUAACCAAAAUUGCUGGGACACCUACCUCUUUUGUAUAUGACUCACUAAUCAUAUACAUUUCCUCAACGCAGAACUCUAUUAAAGCUUGUUUUAUUAAAAGUUCUCUUGUUUCGGCUUCUCUAUAAUCAAGGAUUGUUUUCCAAUACUUGUUUUAAUUACCAAUAAAGCUGAAGUAAGUAAGGAGGGAUGGACCAGUGUCGACCCUUGAAAUGUCCUAGGUUUGACUUACUACUUUCAAAAUGCAUAGGGCUACCAGAUACGGAUUGCAAAAAUCCAGAACCACCAGAUGGCAACAAACAUUUAAACUUCUUAACAUUUCUUUUCUGUCUUCUUGUGGUUGCCUGGGAGGUUGCAGUCCUAAACUUGCUCAAGUAAUGAAACUAAAUGCUUGUGGCUUUCAGAAAAGUGUUGAGUCUUUUUUGCUGGAGACGAGCUGUUAUCUGGAAUGUAACAGCAGCUUUCCUGCAAGUCUUCCUUCAAAACAAUGUGGUUGCUACUUACCAAAAUUAAAAUUUGGAGUGGAAGUGAAUAUAAUAUAUUGUGUUCAAUAUAUUCCACAGGAUCUUAUGUAGAUUGCAACUAUUUUUAGGAUAAUCCUGUGACCUACUUUAGUUUACAACCUGGGUGCUGCCAUAACCAUAUUUUAAUAUGUCAUCAAGGGAGGCUUCAAAUUCAUGCUUCAAUUGUUUGUGAGUUAAUCCUUCUGUGUGCAUGAUGCCUUCAGUAAUUUGGAAGUAAUGGAUAUGGCUGAAGAUGCUGUUCUUGCCUGUCAUCUGUGAAUACAAGAAUUGAUACUGUGAGGUUUCUUCAGAUUUCAGUAGGUGCAAAUGCUUAGUUUCUUCUUAAGAAAUGGACUUUUUCCAAGUAAGUUACUAAUUACUUUCAAAAAAGUGUACAGGUUUCAUCCUAUCUUAAGCAUUAAGUUGUAAGCUUUUUAAAGAACUUUCAUCUACCUUAUCUAAAUGUCUAGUUGGAUGCAUUCAUUUUCAUCUAACACUCUAGGCACUUUUCUUAUAUAUGUGUAUAAUACCACAUAAACAUUUUUCUCUCUGAUUAAUAUCUGUCACUAGAUCUCAUUAACAGAUGUAUGUCUCCUAGUUAAAUUUAGUCUCUUUCAUCCAAGAGCUGAAAUGUUUGUGCUGCUUGGAUGAGAUCCCUGAAUUGCCUUGACAGUGGUAAGGUGGGAAGCAAAGUGCAAGUGUAUGAACAGAAUGUUGUAAAAAAAUAAUUUUAUACUCAUGAGUUGCACUCAAAUGCAUGUAUAUUUAAACUUGGCUGCAAAUGAAAAUUAAGCUAUUGGUUUAUACCUUUACUCAACAAAGAAAACAAAUUCCUUAUUUAUAGUUGCUGUAAUUGAAUUGACAAAUGCCAAUUUAACUGAUAAAUUAUAUUUGGUAAAAUAAAUAUUUACAUUUA